This is a messenger RNA of Olea europaea var. sylvestris, 1432 nucleotides long. RefSeq lists its product as uncharacterized. The record is from RefSeq and is a predicted model, not a curated record. NCBI's taxonomy places the organism in Eukaryota, Viridiplantae, Streptophyta, Magnoliopsida, Lamiales, Oleaceae. Bases 64 to 1113 code for a protein of 349 amino acids. The transcript has 8 exons.
UACAGUAAUCCACCGUCCUCUCACUCUCAAUUCUGCUUUUUGAAAUCACUUCUUGCUGAAACGAUGUCCUCUAGUAAUUUCAGAACUCAAGAUGCUACCAGCAAAUUGGAGGGAACUCUUUCUUUCCAACAUAACUCUCAAGGUGAUCUGGCUGUAUCCCCAUUGCCCUGCAGCAGCACUUCCAUCGUUCAUCCUGAUUAUACUAGUGUUACAGCAUUGACAUCAGAAUCAUCCAAGCCUACAUUGUUUUCUCGUCAACCUAUUUCUGACAAGAAACAUAAUUACUUCACACUUAGUUCUAUGAACGGCUCAUCAGACUCUUCCCUGAAUUCACAUUUGCUCAGACAUCAAGGGAGCUCCACUAAGCAUGCUCAAUUAGGAAAAUUGAAUCCACAGUCAGAGGGCAGUUCUCGUCGAACUCCAGUUAUCAACCAUUUUCCUUCUACGUUAAAUGUCAAACCAAUGGGAAAGCAGAUCCCACUGUCAGAAGAUCGCACAAUACAGGUUACUGACAGAGGCCCUUUCCCAGUUAGAGCCCAACCAAGUAAGCUGCAUCAAACCCAAAAUUAUGGAUCUGUUGGUUAUCCUCAAAAGGCUGUUGUAGUUCCAUUGGCUAAUGGGCCUUCUCAAGUUCGUUUGCCUGUUUGUAGACUAUCAAAUACUACAGCUCAGGUUAUUCCUGUUCCAAAAGUUGGCAUUGAAUCUCAGGCUUCCAAAGUAUCUAUAAUAAGAAGAGAUGGAAAUUUUCUCUCUGUUCCCCUGAGUCAAUGCAAGAGGAUGAUUCCUCAACCCCCUAGACCUCCCUCUGUACCCUACCAACAGCAUUGCAUUCCAGCUCCUGUUUCAGUCCGGCCUCCUCUCCCUGCUUCAUCUUUUCACAUAAAAUGGCAAGGUUUUGUUGAACCUCGUAAGACACUCAAACAGAAGUGCUAUAUAUGCAAGAGGGAUCUCUCAUUCACGGCCGAAGGUCCUGUACAUCAGCCUGCUGUUCCUCCAUUUGUUGCCGUUCUUCCUUGUGGUCACACAUUUCAUGACCAUUGCUUGCAAAGUAUCACUCCUCAAGACCAACUGACGAAUCCUCCAUGCAUUCCUUGUGCAAUUGGUGAAACAUAAAAUUUCUUGAAUUCUUGUUUCAGUUUUUCAGGCUACUUAAAACCAACACUUACUCGAAGGUCUUUCCUUGGAUUUAGUUUAGUGACGAAGAAAAGCAAAAACAGAUCUUUUGGAGACUGUACAUAGAUAGGGUCUCCAAGUGAGAGUACACCUGUUCGGUAAGGCUGCAUUUCUAUACCUGACUUUUGUGUCAGCCGAACAAAUUCUACCAUGUGCUUCAAUAUAUUCUUUUGGGAUCCCAAGUUACAUAUUUUCUUUCCAGAACUGAAAACUGUCUAUUUAAUAUCUGUUCUGUGAAUGAAUAGCAUUCGUACUUUUA